Molecule: messenger RNA, 2409 nt
Organism: Cornus florida
Lineage: Eukaryota; Viridiplantae; Streptophyta; Magnoliopsida; Cornales; Cornaceae
Product: glutathione hydrolase 3
Exons: 7
Coding region: 150-2030 (626 amino acids)
Biological process (GO): glutathione catabolic process
Cellular component (GO): plasma membrane
Molecular function (GO): glutathione gamma-glutamate hydrolase
Source: RefSeq, a predicted model, not a curated record
GAUGCAUAUUUUGUCAGAUAGAUUCCUUUCAUAUUUGAGGCCUUGAAAACAAACCAACCAACCACAUAAGACUCCACUACUUAUAAAACUUAGCGUCCUCUCUCUCUCUCUCUCUCUCCUGUGUGUGUGUGUGUGUGUGAGAGAGAGAGAUGGGGCAGCAGAGCAUAGAAGCUCCUCUUUUGGGCAACGAUGGGGAGGCCAAGAAGAAGAAUUGGCGCAGAAUUCUGCUGACCAUCCUAGCAUUCUUAACCAUUAAAUAUGUUGUCAUUCUUACAAUAGAUGGCAACUUCAGCUUUUUAGUACUGAGAGGUGUGAACAAGUAUGAGACAAGAGUGCAGAUUGAGGAUGAUUUCAUCGUUGAGUCAGAGCGGGCGGUUGUUGCAGCUGACGAUGCUAGGUGCUCUGAAAUUGGUGCAUCAAUGCUUAGACAAGGUGGGCAUGCAGUUGAUGCUGCUGUGGCAACUGCACUGUGCCUUGGUGUCGUCAAUCCGAUGGCAAGUGGAAUAGGAGGUGGGAGUUUCAUGGUUGUUCGAUCUUCAUCAACAUCAGAAACUCAAGCUUUUGACAUGAGGGAAACUGCUCCUCUCGCAGCUUCACAGAACAUGUAUGCAAAGAAUCCCGAGGCCAAGUAUGUAGGUGCACUCGCUAUGGGCGUUCCAGGUGAGCUGGCUGGCCUUCAUGAAGCUUGGUUGAAAUACGGGCGACUGCCUUGGAGGACUUUGUUGCUACCGGCCGUUAAACUUGCCAAAGAAGGGUUUGUAGUUGCUCCCUAUCUUGGAUUAGCCAUUGCAAAAGGUGCAAAGAUGAUCCUGGCUGACCCUGGCUUAAGACAAGUGUUUGCACCGCAUGGGAAAUUGUUACAAGCUGGUGAGACAUGCUACAAUGUGGAGCUUGGCCACAGCUUAGAGGCAGUAGCAGAACAAGGUCCACAAAUCUUCUAUAAUGGAACAGUAGGUGAAAAGUUAGUCAAGGAUGUGAGAGAGGCUGGAGGUAUUUUGACAAUGGAGGAUUUGAGGAAUUACAAAGUGGUGGUAACCGAUGCACUCUCUGUGAAUGUGAUGGGCUACACUAUUCUAGGAAUGCCAUCUCCAUCAAGUGGAAUACUAGGGCUUUCUCUGGUACUAAACAUCUUAGAUAGCUACGGGAAUACCAAUGCUGCCAAGGGACCUCUGGGUUUACAUCGCCUAAUUGAAGCACUGAAACACAUGUUUGCUCUCCGAAUGAACCUUGGUGACCCCAACUUUGUAAAUAUUAGCAAAACUAUGUCUGAAAUGCUUUCCCCUUCUUUUGCUAAGAAGCUUCAGCAAAAGAUAUUUGACAACGCCACUUUCCCUCCUGAAUACUAUAUGCACAGAUGGAGUCAGCUUAGAGACCAUGGAACCAGCCAUUUCUGCAUUGUAGAUGCUGAUCGAAAUGCUGUAUCGAUGACAACUACAGUAAAUUAUGGUUUUGGAGGUGGGGUGCUCUCCCCAUCUACUGGUAUUGUUCUCAAUAACGAAAUGGAUGACUUCUCGACACCAACUGAAAUAUCGCCUGACAGACUCCCUCCUGCUCCAAGUAAUUUUAUCAAACCAAACAAGAGACCCUUGUCCUCCAUGAGCCCAAUCAUCGUUCUCAAGGAUAAUCAGCUGGCUGGGGUCCUUGGUGGUAGUGGUGGUUUAUACAUAAUCCCGGCGGUCAUCCAGGUUUUUCUUAACCAUUUUAUCUUUGGGAUGGAACCAUUGUCUGCCGUUCAGUAUCCAAGAGUCUACCACAAGCUAAUUCCAAAUGUGGUUUUGUAUGAAAACUGGACUGUGAUCGAUGGCGAUCACAUAGAGCUCCCAGAGGAGAGACAGCAUUUCUUGGAAGAGCGGGGCCAUCAACUGCAGGCUAAGAGUGGGGGAGCCAUCUGCCAGCUUGUUGUUCAAACCCUUCAGCCCCCCAUUGACAUGGGUCGGAAAAAGGGAAAGGAUUCUAAAGACCAAGUGUUCCGGGGAACUCUUACCGCUGUUAGUGACCCUAGGAAAGACGGGAGGCCUGCGACCACCUGAUACUCUGAUCCCUAGUUUUAUUCAACAAAUCUCUCUACAACUUAUUGUAUCAUUGAACAUUUUUUUGUAUAUAUCAGUUGGGACCAUGGUUGUUAGUAUCAUAGGGUCUAUAAUGAUCAGUGCUUGUAUUCAACUAGUUAGAUAUAUUAAUAUCCAAAAUUCCAAGCUAUCCAGAAAAUGACUCUUUGCCCUGCCUCGAUUAAGCCCAAGUUGCCAUGUAUUUUUUGUUUUCUUCUCUGAAAGUCAGUGGCCACCAUGGAGCCACUUAUUGAAAGCUAUUCUAAAUUGUUGCAAAGAAUUUCUCAACCAGAACAGGAACGAUACUACUACUAACUUAUCAGACACAGUCACAAAAUGCAGGGAACGUAUAUUCAAUCAA